Messenger RNA from Arctia plantaginis, 780 nucleotides. Lineage: Eukaryota; Metazoa; Arthropoda; Insecta; Lepidoptera; Erebidae. The record is from the annotation of a GenBank genome assembly.
AUGGCUAGAUACGACAGAGCAAUCACAGUAUUUUCACCGGAUGGACAACUUCUGCAAGUCCAAUAUGCUCAAGAGGCAGUACGCAGAGGUUCUCCUCUAGUGGGCGUCAGAGGGGCAGAGGCUAUUGUCCUGGCAGUGGAGAAGAGGGCAGUACAGACCCUCGAAGAUACAAGAAUAGAAAAGAAAAUUGUAGUCUUGGAUGAACAUAUUGUAAUGGGGUUUGCCGGCUUGAGAGCAGAUGCGAGAAUACUAAUUGCAAGAGCCCAAAUAGAAUGCCAAUCCUAUCGUCUCACAGUCGAGGACCCCGUCUCCGUGGAGUACAUUUCCCGCUAUAUGGCUGAAAUGAAACAGCACUAUACUCAAAGUAAUGGCAGGAGACCCUUUGGUAUUUCCUGUUUAGUGGCGGGUUUCAACUUUGAUGGUACACCUCACCUGUUUCAAACAGACCCAUCUGGAACCUACUAUGAAUGGAAAGCAGCGGCUACUGGCAGAUCUGAAAAGACAGUCAGAGAAUAUCUAGAAAAGAAUUAUAGCCCUGAAGCAGUCAACACGGAUGAGAAAACGAUUAAAUUGGCUAUUAAAGCUUUGUUGGAAGCUGUGCAUGCUGGAAAAAUAAACUUAGACGUAGCUGUCAUCAAAGGGGGUCAGCCAGUAAGAAUGCUAAAAAAUAACACUAUCAUAUCGUUUAUAGCAGAAAUAGAGAAGGAGAAGGCAGAGAAAGAAGCAUUAGAGAAGAAAAAAGAUUAUAUGAACAAAAUGAAUAACUGGGGAAUUAGCUGA